Prorocentrum cordatum is the source of this 1086-nucleotide messenger RNA. NCBI's taxonomy places the organism in Eukaryota, Dinophyceae, Prorocentrales, Prorocentraceae. The record is from the annotation of a GenBank genome assembly.
GUGGGCCGCUGUCAGUGUUUUCAAGGAGGGCGGCCGCCUGUGGCGCUCGCAGCACCUGGUCUGCCCGUUCGGCGCGCUAGCGUCUUGCCGCGACUGGGACCGCGUGGCCGCCAUGCUCUCGCACUUCGCAAGGCGGCUCGCCAAGCUGCCAGUUUCGCGAUGCGUAGACGAUUAUUUUGCGCCGGAUCGCCCCGGCGCGGCCGACCACGCCACGCGGUGCUUCGCUCGCAUCGUCAUAGCCGCGCUCGGCAGCGACGCAGUUGCCGACGCGAAGCUGGCGCACGGGGCCCAGCUGGUCGUGUUGGGGCUGCUCUUCUCUUUCUGUGCGCAGGGCGUACACUGCGAGCCAGCGUGCGACAAGCGGCUCAAGCGGUCGCCCGCCAUCCGGCAUGCGUUAGAGUGCGGCACGUUGCACCAGGGCGCUGCGAAGAAACUCGCGGGCGCUCUCGCAUGGGCCGCGCAGCGCUUGUUUAAGCGCUUGGGCAGAGCAAUGCUCCGCCCACUCGUCGCGCACCAGCACAUGCGCUCCAAUCGUGUCGGGCGGCCUCUCGAGCUCGCGCUGCACUGGUGGGCCCAAGUGCUCGAGCUCAGGCUGCGCGAAGUGGCCAGCUGGAAGCAAGGGGGCAUGCCCGCGGCACACAUGUUCUGCGACGCGCGGAGCACGCCCCCUCGCGCCGCCGCCGUGCUUUCUAUAGACGGCGAAAUCCUGUUUGCCGAGUACGCACCCGACGCAGUUCUGAUGCGGAAUUUCAAGCGCAGACGUGACGGCCAGAUUAUGGGCCUCGAGGUCUUGGCGGUCGCAUUAGGUCGGGCGCUGGAAGUGUUCUCGGACAAUUCGGGGGCCGAGAGGUCAGUGGCGCGCGCGAGCGCCCGGGACUGGGAUCACGCAGCCCUCGUCCGCGGCAUUUGGUCUCUCGCGGCGCGCAUGUCCCUGUCGAUGUGGGUGCGCCGCGUCCCGUCCAAAAGCAACAUCUCGGACGGGCCGUCCCGCGAGGUCUACAGUCUCUUGCACCUGCUCGGCGCGCGCCAGGUGCCAGCGGUGCUCGAUGCGCGGUUUCACGCAGCCGAGGCCUGGGAGGCGCUGUG